AUGCCUAGUAACGGAAACAGCGGCGGGAACCAAGCGGACACCAGCACCGGGACCUGCUCCGGGACCGGGACCGGGAGCGGCUCGCUCCAUGUCCCGACCAUGGAGAGAGCCCGGCCGGUGACGGUGACGGUGUCUGCGGUGAGCCUCGCGCUCAGCGUGCUGUCCCUGCUGCUGCUGGUCACCGCCAUCUCCACCGACCACUGGUACGAGACCGACACCCGCAGACACAAGGACAACUGCGACCGCCACGGAUCCGACUCCAACGACCAGAAGAACCGGGAGAUGCCCAUCUACCACCUACCGCUCGUGGACACCGGCAGCGGCGGGGCCAGGCAGCGGGACGUGGCGCUGAUGAAGCCCGUUCAUGUGGGCAGCAGAGAGGAGGAGCUGCUGGAGAACUGGCGGGCCAUCCUGGGGAUGGGCAUCCUGGAGACCGAGUGCGGCAGGCCGCUGUUCUCCACACACUCCGGCCUGUGGAGGAAGUGCUACUUCAAGAGCCUGGACCCGGACAUCGACAAGCUCAUCGACCGGGGUAUUGCAGAUCGCUGCACAGCUGUGAAGUAUCACUUCUCUCAACCAAUCAGACUGAGGAAUAUCCCUCUGAACCUGACCAGGACCAUCCAACAGGAUGAGUGGCACUUACUGCAUCUGCGGCGCAUCACAGCAGGGUUUUUGGGCAUGGCGGCAGCCGUCCUCCUUUGUGGGAGCAUUGUGGCAUCAGUCGGCUUCUUCUGGGAGGAGAGUCUGACGCAGCACGUCUCUGGACUACUGUUCCUCAUGGCAGGGAUCUUCUGCACCAUCUCUUUGUGUACGUAUGCAGCCAGUGUGACCUAUGACCUCUCUAGAAACCCUCCCUUCAUCUACGGUCUGCCAGCUGAUGUGGACCACGGUUAUGGCUGGUCUAUCUGCUGCGCCUGGGCUAGCCUGGGUCUGACCGUGGCCGCCGGCUGCCUUGGUACCACCUUCCCCUUCCUGAGACGGGCUGGAUCUCUGCGCUCUAAAAUCGCCCGAGAGUCCUCUGUUUGAGCCGCCAGCUGUCAAUCAAACAGAGGAGGAGGAGGAGUUGAUGACAGAAACCUCGGACUAUGUUUGUUGAACCAGUUCAUUGAACCCGGCUGCACCAGGUUUAUGUGGCCCAGGUUAUUGACAGAUUCGAGGCAGGUCCAGGUGUAGCUGCAGGAGUUCAACACCUGUUUCUGAAAUGUGUUCAAUGAAUCACACUUUUAAUCUGAAGCAAAGUGU
Messenger RNA from Chelmon rostratus (copperband butterflyfish), 1242 nucleotides. RefSeq names its product transmembrane protein 178 (gene tmem178). The coding region runs from base 1 to 1026 and encodes 341 amino acids. The record is from RefSeq and is a predicted model, not a curated record. Lineage: Eukaryota; Metazoa; Chordata; Actinopteri; Chaetodontiformes; Chaetodontidae. Gene Ontology annotation, biological process: negative regulation of osteoclast differentiation; regulation of cytosolic calcium ion concentration. The transcript has 4 exons. Gene Ontology annotation, cellular component: endoplasmic reticulum membrane.